AUGGCUGGCAAAAGAAUCCAGAAAAGUGAAAAUACCGAAAAAGAUGAUUACUGAUUUGAUGAUCUUACAGAGAUAUCUAACAAAGAAUAUGAUAAAAACAUAAAGAGUCCCAUACAUAACUCAAAAAAGAUAAAAAUUAAUAAGAAACGUCACAAAAAGGAUCAAUUCAAAAUAACAAAGGAUUCCAAAUCACACACUUGCAAACCCUCAAAACCAGACCACCAAAUAACCCCAUCACUAUCCCCUACAAAGACCAUCAAAAAGGGCAAAUACAGCUACAAACAGCGUGCUAGCCCUCUUCCCACCCCUUCUAUCCCCUCCAAUCCCCCUAAAACACCCUUCCCUCGCUCCAAAAUCCCUCACAAAUCCAAAGACCCUCACCAAUCAUUCCAAAUCCGCCAAAUCUCCACUCUCCUCUCCAUCCUCGAAUCCCUCGCACAGCCAUCCCCCCUGCUCCCCUCCCGUUCAAAACCCAUCCACAAAUACCUCUCCAAACUCGACUCCUUCCACAUGUCCAAAGCAAUCAUGAAAACUACCAAUGCCCAGCAAAGACUCACUAAUAUUCUCCCAUUCAUGAACGAUGCCAGUAGGAAUAAGUACUUUAGCUUAAAGCUUAGCUGGAAAUUCCAGAUGAGUAAGGAAGGACAAGAGUUGUACAGGAAGAAGAGGAGCAAGAAGACUGACUUUGUAGAAUAUUGAGGGGAAAAGUAUAGGGUUGCAGAGGAAGUUGAUGAAGAGACUAAGAGGAGGAAGCAAGAGGAGAUGCAGAAAUUGAAGGAGCAGAUGGUUAGGGUUUUGGAUGAGGUUAUUGGGAAGGUGGAAGGGAGGAAAGAAGUAGAAGGGAGCCAGGAGAGAUGUGGGAAAUGGCAUUUUUAUGAGAAGAGUGUUGAGAUAGAGAUGUUUGCAGAUAGGAAGUUUGAGCGAGGAUCGAAUAAAUAUAAAGAUACUAUAAAGAAAUUUAUUUGGUGAUUUAAAAAUUAUAAUGAACUAGUAGUAUCUCUGCUAAAAGAAGAGAAGACAGUAGAGCAAAUAUACUCUAAGAUAGCUACAAGAAGUCUUACUGAAGAAAUGCAAAAGGAUACUGAAAAUAUCAAGAGAAUAAAUGAUGAAUAUUUUAUGGUGAGAGGUUGCGUUUUGUAA
Molecule: messenger RNA, 1140 nt
Organism: Moneuplotes crassus
Lineage: Eukaryota; Ciliophora; Spirotrichea; Euplotida; Euplotidae
Source: the annotation of a GenBank genome assembly